AUGUGGAGGAAUCUCCGCUCACUUCAGAUUCUUAGAAUUGAUGUCAUUUCUCCUACACAAUUUGGACGACCGUUCCGGCUCCUGGCAUCUUUAAGAGAACUGGACGUAUCAGGUGACACAGGUUUCUGCUCUGUAAGAGCGAUGACAAAGAGCUUCCUCAUAAAUAUGCCACAUCUGGAAAUCAUUGACCUGUCUGCUUGUAACCUGACCUCAUUUUCAGCAGAUGCACUGAUAACACAAAGAAACCUAACCAUUCUGAAUAUUUCCUACAACGAGAGGCUUACUUUUGCAAGUUUUGAAAAUCUUUCUCGUAGUUUACAAUUUUCUAAAAUAAAGGUUUUCAAAGCCAAUAAAAUCCACUGCACGUUUGGAUUAGGAACUAUGAUACAAGUCAGUGACAUCAUGCUCUUUCAAAACACACCCCUUGAAGAACUAUACUUAGAUAACAACAGAUUAGCCAUCAUUGAAUCGAAUGUUCUUAAGUUCUUACCUCAUACACUUAAAACUCUUUCGCUUGUCAAAAACAGACUGACUAUAGGUCGUUACUUACUGCAGUUUAAGUCUUUAUCAGGCUUAGAAAAAUUGGAUGUAUCUUUUCAGUAUUUUUCCCCUUCUUUCGAUAAAGUAAGGGACGCGUUCUUUUGUCAAAAUCCAGUACGCAUAUGCAAAAAUAAAAUGAACGAAUAUUCUUUGAAAUAUGAGAAAAUGUCGGAUGAAUGUUCAUUUCCACCUUUUGAUAUAUCGUUGCCAAGAAAUUUAACAACCGUCAUUCUAAGGGGUAAUGGCCUAAGGACAGAUAUUCGUGACGUACAAUUCUGUCCAAACAAUAAUCUUGCACACCUUGACAUGUCGCAAAACCCAAUUACAAGCUUCUCUGGUCCCUUUCAUGGAUUAAAAAAGUUAAUAUAUUGGGAUCUUUCUGAAUGUCAUUGUCCGUCUUUGACUGUAUUCUUCUUUAAUUACACAAAGUCAUUGAAAGUUCUAAAACUGAAUAAGAAUCUUCUAGGGAAAAUCCUGGAAAACGACACAGAUGGUGAAACCUUUAAAAAUCUUGUAAAUCUUGAAGAGUUGGACUUGUCUGACAACCAAAUACAAAACUUGCCAAUAAAAAUCUUCAAACACCUACGAAAUAUUCAUAAAAUUAACCUGAAAUCAAACUCUAUGACGCAAUGGAAUGUAAACGUACACCACAUAUGGAAUCUAAUAGAAAUUGAUCUUUCCGGGAACUUACUGCGACAGCUCAAUGAUAAGGCUAUGCUCUCGUUUUCCGAGCUAUUCAAACGGAUUACCUCUAUGACCAUUUCUCUUGCAUAUAAUCCUUUUGCUUGCACAUGUGAAUCAAAACAUUUCAUACAGUGGUCUUUUCAAAACCGCAAAUACAUUUCAGAUUUUCAAAAUAUUACAUGCACGCUUGAUAAUGGAACGAGCAUCGGGCUUCAAAGAGCUGUGGGAUAUCUUGAAGUGUAUUGCACAAAUUAUCAAAUAGUGACAUUCCUUAUAUCCUCCCUUAUAAUUUUCUUUGUUCUAAUAACAAUCUCCGGUUUGGUUUACCGUUACCGAUGGAAACUGCGCUAUAUAUAUUACAUGACAAGAAACAAAUACCGGUUAUCAAGUCCAUUGCAGAACGACACCUUUAUAUUUGAUGCCUUCAUAUCGUAUGCUGAAGAGGACGGCGACUUUGCUGUGAACGAGUCAAUUGUCCAGCUAGAGGAUUUAAGAGGCUUGCAGCUGUGCCUCAGUAAAAGGGAUUUUCGACCAGGUACCGAAAUCGCUGCCAAUAUCACCGAGGCCAUUACCAAAAGCCGGAAAACAAUAAUAGUUCUGUCAGACAAUUUCCUUAAUUCUUACUGGUGCAUGUUUGAAUUCAAUAUGGCGCGCAUGGAGAGUAUAUACACACGGAGUGGUAAAGAUGUUCUGUUUCUCAUUAUGUAUCGGCACGUUUCUACUAAAACGUUGCCUUUAUCAAUGUUGGCUUUGGUAGAUAGUAGAUCCUAUAUUGAAUAUCCUGAUGAUCCCCAAGGAAACAUUGUUUUCUGGGAUAAAAUAGCAGAAACUUGUUCCAGGCCAUCGUAAAUGCUACGUCAAGAUGCAUUGCUUGUACCUGAGCAAAAAAGCAGUUGUAAUUUUAGAUCUUCUGGUGAAAGAGUAGGAGUAGAAGAGCACAUUAAGAAUUCAUAGU
Molecule: messenger RNA, 2179 nt
Organism: Saccostrea cuccullata (small rock oyster)
Lineage: Eukaryota; Metazoa; Mollusca; Bivalvia; Ostreida; Ostreidae
Product: toll-like receptor 4
Exons: 1
Coding region: 1-2073 (690 amino acids)
Biological process (GO): toll-like receptor signaling pathway; immune response; inflammatory response
Cellular component (GO): plasma membrane
Molecular function (GO): protein binding; transmembrane signaling receptor activity
Source: RefSeq, a predicted model, not a curated record